Scatophagus argus is the source of this 3063-nucleotide messenger RNA. RefSeq lists its product as uncharacterized. The record is from RefSeq and is a predicted model, not a curated record. Gene Ontology annotation, cellular component: mediator complex. Gene Ontology annotation, biological process: positive regulation of transcription by RNA polymerase II. The transcript is spliced from 11 exons. Gene Ontology annotation, molecular function: DNA binding; transcription coregulator activity. NCBI's taxonomy places the organism in Eukaryota, Metazoa, Chordata, Actinopteri, Scatophagidae. The coding region runs from base 236 to 2452 and encodes 738 amino acids.
AAGUUUGGCAGUUUGUGCGCAGACGCAACCUUAACUAGUCAAUGUCAACACGGUCUUUUACAUACUUUAAUGGGAAACACAGCACAUUUAGCUAGGUUUUUGUAAUACGUGGUCACUAAUAUGGUCGUUUUCUAAAAUUACAAAGUGUUACAUUGUCGUCUUUUGAUGUGGUUAUACUUGCUUUAGCUGACGUUAUUCGCGGAAGACUGGCGCGUCUUGCACGAAGGUUAGUCAAAUGUCAAGACCACGGUCCAGAUCACCACAUUACAGGAGGUUUCCAUGGGAGGAGCCCGAUUUUAAUCCUUACGAAGUCCUUGCAGAACUUGAUGGAGAUGAUUUGGAUAGGAGCCACCGCACCAGAGAAAAUCCAGAAGAACACUUGGAUUACUUUAGGGAAGAAAUGUACCCUGAAGGCCAGAGAAGAUCCCCACAUUUCUUAGAUGACAACCCAUUGGGGCAAAAGCGUCAUCCAAUCCAGGAGGAGUUUUACCAUAGGAGGCCAUCACCUUAUAAUGAUGUAACAACCUUUGAUGACCAGAGGCGUGAUCGAGGAGAAGAUGGAGAUAGACGCAGAGGAGGGUUUAGAGAACACAUACAGAGCUUUGAAAACAGGAGGAGGUCACCCCACUCCCCUCUGAGGUUGACGAGGGAAAGAUUGCCACCGACACCAAGGUCUCAUUCACACCACCAACAGAGAGAGCCAGGGAUGGGCUGGAGGAGAGAAGAACAGGGCAGAGGUCGAGGAAGAUUCAGAGACCUUAGUCCCAGUGCAAGGUCAGAUGACCAAAGAGGUGGAACAGCUUGGGAAACAGGAAGGAGGAACACACAGGGUCCUGAUAGACACAGGCAAAGAGAGGAUUUGCAUCAAAAGAGGAGCCCUCCCCUUAAAAGGCAAAGAAGGGAAAUGGAUGACAGCAGUCACCUUGGGUACAGGAACGAGGAGGACUUUGUGGAACAGCUUGACUCAAUGGACACAACCAGAGUUAGGUUUGGAGGAGACACUAAGGAGAGACUCCCUCUUGGAGACAUUCGCCACUCAGGACCACUCAUCAUUGAACAUGAUCAUGGCAUCAAACACAGGAGAGAACCAUCACGGUGCGAACAACUUGAUGAUCACAGAGAUCUUGAGUAUGAUCGACAUAGGAGUCCUCGUCCAGGCUCCUCUCAGGAGCAUUUCAGGGCAUCAGACAGCAGGUUGCAUGAUCAUGAAGAUGCAAGAGGAUGGCAUUUUGAAGAUAAUUGGAGGGGCACAAACUAUCGUGAAACUAGGGGGAGCCCUACACCAGAAGAUAGACCAAACCCCAUGAGAUUUGGUUAUCGAGAUGGUCCCGUGAACCACAGGGGGAGAAGCAGUCCUCGGUCAGCAAGAGGUCACGGCCAGGGUGGAAGAACUGGACCACACAGGAAUCAACAACCGUUGCGACAAUCCUCCCAGGGAUACCAAGAUGUUCCUCAUGAAGAGCAACGUUUGGUUUAUCGUCCCUUAAAGGAAGAUUGUUACGAGAAUCCCUCCGAGAGAGAGACUGACUGGGCAGAAGAAACCAGACUUCAGCAGCGGAAACUUGACCGGCCUGGAAGUCUGGACCGACACCUGCCGAAGAUUGACUUGGACCCUAAAAUGCCUCGUCAGAGGGGACGCAGAUGGAGCGAUCAGAAAACUAAUAACGUGACCACUGUGACGGAGGAAACCCUAACCAUCAAAGUGGAUAUGAGUCGACCCAUAAACCAAAACAGCACACUGUGUUACUCCUCAGACAGGCAGCUCUCUUUAGACCUGGUCAAUGUUGGUCGUCAGCGACUGGACUUCCUGCCCAUGCUGGAGCAUUCUGGGACUUACCAGGAGACCGCCAUACACACUGGGACUUUUGCCCAAGAAAUCAUCACACUGGUGCACCAUGUCAAAGAGCAGUAUUUCAGAGAUAGUGGUUUCACCCUGAAUGAGCGUUUCUCAGCUCCCCAAAAGGUUUGCAACUCUGAAGCAGAGACGGAGGAGCUGACAUUGGAUGAGAGGUUCAGUUCAAACCGAGGUUUCAGCUUAAAAAUGAACUCACUGCUUGAUGAUGAUCAGCCUCUGUUCUCCAGACUGGGACCCCUGCCACCAGUGCGAGGACCAGGUGACCUGAGGCAUGACUUGGAGAGGAAGAGGCAGGAGAGACUGGAGGGGGUUAAAGUGACCAUAUCAGGGAACAUGUCACAGCUCCCCCUGGCCUCAGUCAGUGAGCUUGAUCUUGACUACAACGACAAGGAUGAAAUUGUUUCAGUGGAGGAGGAAGGAUUUUCCAACUGGCUGGAGGGUCAAAGCAGGAGACGAGAAGGCAACAUGGGACCAAGAAGAGGAGUUUCAUUCAGACCAAACAACGGCUCUCAACGUAGAAACAAUCGAUUUGGCAACCGGCUUGGGCCAAUGAAGCGACAGAACAACCGCAACAACCCUGCAGGUCCCAGCUGGUAACUGGACAGUGGAAAGGUAUUCUGUUUGGAUACUGUUGAUAACUCUAAUAACUGAUCAUAAAAACCAGCUAAUUAAGAGGAAAUAUUUUGUCCUUUAUUGUGGCCAAAUUGUGUCGAUGUUGAUUUCAGAACUGCACAAUGUUGGCGUUGAAUGAGACUGUACUGAAGUCUCUGCUCUGUUGAGGUUAAACUGAAUGUGAAACGUUCUCUAACUUCUAUCCACAACUGUUCGCUCUUUCCAUCUAUACUUACAUGUCUCUUUCAGUUAUUGCUGUCUUUGUUUUUGCAUUUCACACGUGUUCUUUGUAUAUGUGUGGUCUUGAUUGAAACAAUAGUCCUAUUUUUUUUUUUAAAUCAAAUUAAGAGCUUUAAAUGACCGUGAUGAGGCCAUUAACAUAAGCUCACACCCAGUUAUCAGUGAAGUACAUGCCACCAGUGAUGGUUUAGCUGCUACUUGAUGAUGUUAUGUUGUUUAACAUGAGCAUAGAUGUUUGUCUUAAUUCAUACUAUUUCUCUUCUGUCUCAGUUUUAUUAAGUCUGUAUCAUUGGGUAUUGCAUCACACCAGCCUUUCUGUCUAUGUUGCUGAACAAAUAAAACAUUUUUCUUUUGGA